AUUUUUGUGUCCUUACGACUUUCAGAGGUCAAAUUCGGGUCAUUUUAUCUUAUCGCGGGUGCUCGUGAAGGACCAGCAGGAAAGUGAAAGCUCCCGUUUAAAAAGAAAUUAAAUUCAUCAAAAACAUGGGGCGAAAAUUUGUGGUAGGAGGAAAUUGGAAGAUGAACGGUGACAAGAAACAGAUCUCCGAAAUAAUCGAGUUCCUUAAGGCUGGUCCUUUACAUCCGGACACGCAGGUUAUCGUCGGGGUGCCCGCGAUUUAUUUGGAGCACGUCAAACAGAGCGUACCGUCGAACGUCGAGGUGGCCGCUCAGAAUUGCUACAAAAUUCCCAAGGGUGCUUUCACUGGCGAGAUUUCUCCUGCUAUGAUAAAGGAUAUUGGCGUAAACUGGGUCAUCCUGGGUCACUCGGAGAGACGUAAUGUGUUCGGGGAGAGUGACGAGCUGGUCGCCGAGAAAGUGGCUCACGCUUUAGAUUCCGGCCUGAAAGUAAUCGCCUGUAUCGGUGAGAAAUUGGAGGAACGAGAGGCCGGUCAAACUGAGGCGGUCGUUUUCAGACAGACCAAGGCUAUUGCCGAUAAAAUUAAAGAUUGGUCACAUGUCGUCAUUGCAUAUGAGCCAGUCUGGGCGAUAGGAACUGGUAAAACUGCAACACCGGCGCAAGCACAAGAAGUUCACAAAGCGCUUCGUGGCUGGUUGUCUUCCAAUGUGAGCGCCCAAGUGGGGGAGACAGUUUCAAUUCAGUAUGGUGGAUCGGUAACUGCAGCUAAUUGCAAGGAACUUGCCUCACAACCGGACAUUGAUGGAUUUUUGGUCGGUGGUGCUUCUCUGAAACCCGAAUUUGUGAAUAUUGUUAAUGCUAAGCAAUAAAAUGUAAUGACUUGUAAUUGUUGUUAGUUGUGAGCUGGAUGUAGUUUACUUUGUGCAUUGUUACGCCUAUUAUAUGCACACUGAACAAUAUCCAAUAAACAAAAGGAGAACAAAA
Messenger RNA from Photinus pyralis (common eastern firefly), 984 nucleotides. It is a transcript of the gene Tpi, whose product is annotated as triosephosphate isomerase. The coding region runs from base 126 to 869 and encodes 247 amino acids. The transcript is spliced from 3 exons. Gene Ontology annotation, molecular function: triose-phosphate isomerase activity. Gene Ontology annotation, cellular component: cytosol. The record is from RefSeq and is a predicted model, not a curated record. Lineage: Eukaryota; Metazoa; Arthropoda; Insecta; Coleoptera; Lampyridae. Gene Ontology annotation, biological process: glycolytic process; glyceraldehyde-3-phosphate biosynthetic process; glycerol catabolic process.